This is a messenger RNA of Trichechus manatus latirostris (Florida manatee), 6057 nucleotides long. RefSeq names its product 6-phosphofructo-2-kinase/fructose-2,6-biphosphatase 3 (gene PFKFB3). Gene Ontology annotation, cellular component: cytosol. Gene Ontology annotation, molecular function: 6-phosphofructo-2-kinase activity; fructose-2,6-bisphosphate 2-phosphatase activity; ATP binding. The transcript has 14 exons. The record is from RefSeq and is a predicted model, not a curated record. Bases 1701 to 3281 code for a protein of 526 amino acids. Gene Ontology annotation, biological process: fructose metabolic process; fructose 2,6-bisphosphate metabolic process. NCBI's taxonomy places the organism in Eukaryota, Metazoa, Chordata, Mammalia, Sirenia, Trichechidae.
CCGUAGCACUUAACCACUAUGCCAGGAGGGUUUCCAUAGGGUCUGGCUUAUGUCCCUGUUGGUUUUCAGGGAGACCAUCAUCUCUCUGCUUGCCUCUUGGGACAUAUGCAAGCCCACUGGUGCCAGUCACGCGUACAUCCCUGCUGGCUCAUCCUGGGCAGUGAAAUGUUUCUGUUUUCUAGGAACUUGUUUGCUCCAAGGUCCCUGGAAGCCGAGGGAAUACUGGCCAGUGGUAUUUUGUGGCUCCUGAAUGUCUCCUGGUCUCCUGAUAGCCUUUCUACCUCCUCCACAUUGCAUGGUCUAAAAAUUAUUAGCGAAAAAAUGAAGCAAAGCCCCGUCUGUUAUGCUUGCUUCUUCUUUAUCCCCAGCCUGCAAUCUAGGAAACAGAUCCCAGAAUAGCACAGUGGGUGUUUAGACGUGUAUCUCAGCUUGGUCAACAGCAUGGAACUGUGCUGGGAUGCCCAGCGGCUUCCUCUUUAAUCCUUGCAGGAGACAAGGCGCCUGUCAGCGAUGACGUUGGUGGCUUUCCUUCCUCCCCCACUCUGGCACUCACCAGCUUACGCUUGCGUAUCAGAGCCUCUGUCUAAAUCUGACAACGUGAGCAGAUUUGGGGCAGAGCUUUAAUAGGUCUCCCUCCACCUUCUGUGGCCUCAGCCUGUGAAGCGAUUUUGCGUAGCCAAUAAGGAGAGCUUGGCCCAUCUCGGCAGCCAGUCAGCACAGCAUUGCAGAGCCACAGCUCUGCUGGGGUUGGGAGUUGUCAAGCAGUGGAUCUCCUCCUUCCAGUGAGAGGACACCUCUCACUCCUGUUACUAGGAUGCAGGAGUCGCCUGUGUGUCUCAGGGGCAAGAUGACAGCCAAGGAAAUACUGUGCCAUAGAUUCCCAGAACAGGGUUCUUUUUAAAACCCGGUGAAAACCUACCUCCCUGGCAUUUUGUCUUAUUGAGAUUCUGAGGAACAUGGGCCUGUAGUUCAGUAGCUGAAGUGAUGAAAUUCACAAGGAAAAGCCACUGGGUUUCCCGGAGAUGAAUGGCGGAGCCAGGCCUCCUGCCUGGGUCUUAGUAACGUGGGCUUCUGGUGCCCUCUGACCUGACUUUCAUUUGGCAGGGCCCUGGCAUCAGUCAGAACUUGGCAGCAGGGAAGGGGAGAAGCAGGAAAGGGCAUGAGAGUCUAAGGGAUGGAGGAAUUUAUAUGUCAGCCUUCACAGGGGGCCAGAAUUCUGAGCCUCUGUUCUGCUUUCUUUUGAUAAAUGUUUACUUUUUACAAUUGUCUGCUUUAAAAAAUUAUUUUUCUAGAAAGUCUGCCCAGACCUAUUGCAUGGUGGUUAGGGAAUUGAUGGUUGGCUUGUCUCUGUAUUUGGUUUUCUGGGGAUCUGCCUCCCAUGUCCCAGUCAUACCUGCCACCUCAGUUUACAUACUAUGUUUGGAAACCACCUCUUCCUACUGUUACCCUACUGUUGGUGAGUCUUUUUCGUAUACCCUUGAGGAGUGCUCCUCCACUAUAGUGUUAGUAACAAGAUUCCCUGGCUAGGUCCAGGGCACUUGGGUAUCAGGUUGGGAAUUUGGGAUUGGAACUUAGACUCCCUGAAACAAAGAUUGAGCUGCAAGAUGCGACUUAGAGGCUUGGCCACUAGGAUGCCCUAGUCCCCGUUUAGUCUAAAAUACUGGGGGCUUUGAGAUGGGGAAUGAAAUAAGGCCACUUCUAUGAAUUUCUUUAAAGUUUGUUGUUGGGCAUAUGACUGUUCAUCAACUUUUACCACUUUGUUGAUGACACCUUCUUUAUUGCUCUUUCCAGCCUGUGGACCGAAGCUGACCAACUCCCCCACAGUGAUUGUCAUGGUUGGCCUCCCAGCCCGGGGGAAGACCUACAUCUCAAAGAAGUUGACUCGCUACCUCAACUGGAUUGGCGUCCCAACAAAAGUGUUCAAUGUGGGGGAGUAUCGCCGGGAGGCUGUGAAGCAGUACAGCUCCUACGACUUCUUUCGCCCUGACAAUGAAGAGGCCAUGAGAGUCCGAAAGCAAUGCGCCUUAGCUGCCUUGAGAGAUGUCAAAAUGUACCUGACACAGGAAGGGGGCCAAAUUGCGGUUUUCGAUGCCACCAAUACUACUAGAGAGAGGAGACACAUAAUCCUUCAUUUUGCCAAAGAAAAUGAUUUCAAGGUGUUUUUCAUUGAGUCUCUGUGUGAUGACCCUACGGUUGUAGCCUCCAACAUCAUGGAAGUGAAAAUCUCCAGUCCGGAUUACAAACAUUGCAACUCAGCAGAAGCCAUGGAAGACUUCAUGAAGAGAAUUAACUGCUAUCAAGCCAGCUAUCAGCCCCUGGACCCUGAUAAAUGUGACAGGGAUUUGUCACUCAUCAAGGUGAUUGAUGUUGGUCGGAGGUUCUUGGUGAACAGAGUCCAGGACCACAUCCAGAGCCGAAUUGUGUACUACCUGAUGAACAUCCACGUGCAGCCCCGUACCAUCUACUUAUGUCGGCAUGGGGAGAAUGAGUACAACCUCCUAGGGAAGAUCGGAGGCGACUCCGGCCUGUCCAGCAGGGGCAAAAAGUUUGCCAAUGCCCUGAGCAAGUUUGUUGAGGAACAGAACCUGAAGGACCUCAAGGUGUGGACGAGCCAGCUGAAAAGUACCAUCCAGACAGCAGAAGCCCUUAAACUCCCCUAUGAACAGUGGAAGGCACUCAACGAAAUUGAUGCUGGUGUUUGUGAGGAGAUGACCUAUGAGGAGAUCAAGGAGACCUACCCUGAGGAAUACACUUUGCGCGAACAGGACAAAUACUAUUACCGCUAUCCCACUGGAGAGUCCUACCAGGACCUGGUCCAGCGCCUAGAGCCGGUGAUCAUGGAGCUGGAGCGGCAGGAGAAUGUGCUGGUGAUUUGCCACCAGGCUGUCCUACGUUGCCUCUUGGCCUACUUUCUAGAUAAGAGUGCAGAGGAGAUGCCCUACCUGAAAUGCCCUCUUCACACAGUCCUGAAGCUGACGCCUGUAGCUUAUGGUUGCCGAGUGGAAUCCAUCUAUUUGAAUGUGGAGUCAGUGAACACACACCGGGAAAGGUCAGAGGAUGCAAAGAAGGGACCUAACCCGCUCAUGAGACGCAAUAGUGUCACCCCACUAGCCAGCCCUGAGCCCACCAAAAAGCCUCGCAUCAACAGCUUUGAGGAGCAUGUGGCUUCUACUUCUGCUGCCCUGCCCAACUGCCUGCCCCAGGAGGUGCCCACGCAGCUGCCUGGACAAAACAUGAAAGCCUCCCAGAGUGGCACGGACACCUCCUCCAGAGGACACUGAAGAGACGAAUCCAGUUCCAUCCCAUUUCCUUUUCUGAAGCUUAGGUUGUGCUCCUCUGUCAGCCUGAGGCCACAGCGAUUCCAGGGACUUCUGUGACUGGGCGGGGGCCAUGGAAAGGGGGUCUGCAGCUGGGAGAGAACCCACACCUCCAGCAGCAUGUGGGGGCCGAGGCACUCGAAGGCCUUUCCUGUGUGUGGAACCCACCGCUCCCUGUGUUGUUCUACAGACCACCCUGUCCUCUGCCCCCUCCAGUCUUCCAGGGGUGUCUGGCCUCAGAGACUUCCAGGUGGUAUGGAGAGGAGGAUGAGUGACUGGCAGAUCAGAUGCGAGAAGGCCCUGAGGAGGGAACAUCGGCUGCCUCUGUUCUGUUCUGUUUUGCUUUGUUUUAUCUUGGCCUGGCAUGUUCACAGCUGGUGAGAGGACACUGGCAGCAGAAUCCAAAAACUAGGGGAGAGCUAGACACUAGUUGCUGAAGUUUAAGGGCUAUCUAAAAACUUUUGCAUGGCUCUUGGGAGCCUCGUGGCCUGGGAUAAAGCCUUAUGGAGAAUGGACUUGGGCAUAUGGUGAUUUGGGGCCAUGGAAGCCAGGCUGAGAUAUGGAGAGAUGAAUACUUUUUUCCAGAGAGAUCCCUGAGCUGAGACUUGCUUGUCAGCUAAGCAGUGAGACAAGUGACUCUCCUGCAUGGCCACAUACCUCCCAGGUCUGUGUUCUGCCUCUGAAGAAGAUGUUAAAGGACAAAUGAACUGCUUGCUGAAACAUGCUAACUCGGUCCCUGCUCUCGCAGGGAGCUGCUUGUUUCCUGCCUGCAUUCGGAGGCACCCGAGAGCAUCACUCUCCUGGAACUGCUUGCUUUUGCACUUUGUUAUGGAAGACGUGGAUGAGAAAGAUGCACUUUAAGGAACUUUGGGUUUGGGUUAUAUACCCUUGGGGGCUUUGAACCUCUGAAAGAAUGGGGGAUUGGGCAUGCCCAUGAGAUGGGGAACCUCAGAGAGACCCCAGUAAAUUGACUAGGGAUCGAGUCUUCAGAUGGUUGCAAGACUGCCUCUGGAAGCCGGCAUGGAGAAGCACAAGGAUCUGGCUGCUUCUCUUCAGGACUUUGCUUACCCUCUACACAAGGCCUCGGUAGAUGCUGCUUCCUCCACAAGGCUGUCUGUGAUCUACCAGGAGUCAGCUCAGUUCCAUAGGUUUUUGUCAUGCAUCUGCUGUAUGCCUGCCUAUCGCUGUGCUGGGUACCAUGGGGAACUCAGAAGAGUAAAAUGUAGUGCUUGCUCUGCCUUCCUGGCACCUGUGAUAUUGCGGGGUGGAGGGGAGGGAAGGAUGGAAGCAGGGCUUAUGGGACAUGUGAUCCUAAAUAAUUUUCGCUUCUGCCUAUUGGCUUUUCCUUGUUGCCUGCACGUACUAGGGCAGAGGGGUGUCUCAAGGCCCAGAAGAAACAACUUGCAAACUCAGCGGUAGAGUUUGUCCAAACGACCCUUUUAAGGAUCUCUGGAAACUGGUGCCAGAGGUCACUUUUCUUUCCUGUCUUCUGCUGUUGAGCCCUUACAUCCCUUCCCCUCGUAGCUCAAGGGAACGGUUACUGGGUGUUAGAUACCUAAAGUUGGGAGUAGAGAGGAGCUCUUAAAAGAAUGAAUGCACUUUCCCUGGUUGGGAUCAAGGGAAAGAGGAACAUGCUUCAGAUACCUUACGAGUGGUUUUCACACCAGACCAUUCCAAUUAUUCUUUACCCUCUCCCCAAUUUAAUUGGCCAUCUGCCUGAGAGGAUAUCUAUAUAUACAUUCCUGUACGACUUAAGACUUGGAUUCUUAUCCCCCUUUCACACUGUCUUGAGUAUUGUCAGACACUGUGUGUGAGAGAGAGAGAGUGUGUGUGUGUGUGCGCAGUUGGUCAUAUUUUUAGACAUGAAGGGCCUGCAACUUUGCUCUUGAGAAUGGUUUUCUUAUGCCCACUUUCUGGCAAGAAUAGCCUCGUUUUGUUCUAGCUGUCAGAGCAGACUCUUUGAAUAUAGACUUUUCAGUCAUAUAUAAGUAGGGGCUUUGAGAGGGUGGAUUUCCCCCUCCUCUCUGAGUACUUAAAAUAAAUACACAAGUAAAUAAGUCUUUGCCUAACAGAGAACUUUAAUUUGGUAAGGGCUGGCCGAGAUGGGAAGGGAUAGAACAUGAAUGUGCAUGCAUGGGGAGGGGACAUGUUGGAGAGAAGUAGAAUGCUGCUUAACUUGACAGCCAGUGAUGUGACCUUUGAGGAGGCAUUUGAUGGAGGGUGUGUUUGAGCUAUAGUCACGGAGUUUCUGCUGAGAGGGCUGAUUCUCAUUCCCCUCCCCACUCUCACCCCACCCCACAAAACAAAAACCUGAGACCAAUCUUCUUAACUUUGCAUAUUUGCUUUUGGAUGAGUUUCCCCCUCCUCAUUCUGUCCUGAGAGUAUAACCUUGGGCAAAUCUCUUCAUUUGGGAGGAGAAGAAAAACUGAACCACACCAAUGAUGUUUUUCAUUUGUAAUACUUGAAAUUUAUUUUUUUAUUAUUUUGAUAGCAGAUGUGCUAUUUAUUUAUUUAAUAUGUAUAAGGGGGCCUGGAAAUAGAAAGCUGUAUAUAGAUUGGGUUUAGCUGUUAAUUAGUUUGGGGGCCUUUUAUGUGUGACUUAUGACUUAUCUAUGUUCUGUAUAUUUGUCUGAAUUAAUUACCUGCGAUGAAGCUAUGCUAAGUUUCAAACAGGGAAUGCCUUUCAGAAAUUUGUAUAUUUUACAGUUGCCAGACCAAUAAAAUACCUGGUUGAAAUACA